AUGGGCCGGUUUCGGCUGGAAGACUCGGGUCUGCAAAUCGUCGGCGGCUUUCUCGGCCUCGUCUUCGUCCUCUACUUGAUCUACCCGCCAGCUCUUCUACUGAUUCCAACGUCAAUCGCUGCUGCGGCUUUCUUGACCAAAAAUCGGAAAUGUGAUCCGAAAGAUGUGGGUUUUUCCAGAUGAAAGGUGUUCUUUUACAGAAAAUUCUUACUCCGAAAUUUUUUCAAUAGUCGUAUCUCACCCUGAUUCCGGAUCUGGGCCUGAAAAUCGCCCUCAAGGCUUACGAAAAAGGAUAAAGUUGAAAAAUAACUCUUGUUACAAAGGCCAAUAGAAAGGGACUACAUAAUCACGAAAAUCAAUUUUUUGGAAAUUUAAAAAUUUGUGAUCCGAGACUUUCAAAGCUUGAUCUAGCAAUUUAGAACCUAUGUAUUUUAAUGAGCUUUUGAUGCAAUUUUCGAGCCCAGAAAACUGUAACUAAUGGACCUAGUUCCGUUGAGAACUUCUGACUUAAAUUGAAAAAAAAAAUGAUUUAUGAUUUCUCAAUCCUAGCGUGUGAGAUCCCCUGCCCUUUUCCCCUUUUCUCCCAGCUUUUCCUACAUAUUCAAACUUUCCAAACCAUUUUAUCUUAACCCCCCUGAGAGACUCGCUAGCUUUUUUUUCUCUCCAUCAGCUUCUUCUACAAUUUUGAGCUCUCAUCACUUUUUAUGGGCAUAAGUUCGGACUCUGAAAACUGUAGCUAAUGGUCUUCAUUCCCCUGUGAACUCUAAAAUCACACUAAAGAACGUUUGAAUUAUUCAAUAAGCCCGAAAAAUUUGCUACCCUUCUUUUCCUUUAGAGGUAAUUUUUGAGCCCAGGAAAAGUCUGAGUUUCAAAGUUUUUUCCUUGUCUUCCCAGUCACUGAAACCAUGUUGAGGCCUUCUGGACACGAUGUCAAGUUGUAUAUUUUCAACCAGACGGUGCUUCCAUCAUUUUGAAUAGUUACCGUAACGUCUUGAAGUGUGACGUUAAACCAGGUGCAUACGGGUGUCAUUGAAAAACCCUAGAGGUAUUUUUUUUUUUUGUAAGAAUAGGUGGCUUAUAAUCUGUUCAGUGGGAUUUCCUAGACUUAGAACGCAUAAAUUUGCAGAGUAAAAGGAAACUAAGUUCUCCUCAGGACGUAGAAGUUCAAGAUCCUUGCAAGGAGCGCCAUUUUUCAAACUGAAAUGGGCCAGGAUGCUUCUUACAUGUUAAAGUGCGAAAUGAAUCACCCUGACAAGGAGAGUGUUUCGAUAUGAUGUGCAGAAUUGGCUAUAAAUAUUUUUGAAGCAUUCUCGGAACCUCUAUACAUACCUAGGAUCAAUUUGCAUUCAGAACACCUUAUUUGAACUUGAAAUUCCGAGUUCAUACCAACCUGACCUUCAGGUGGAACGCUUCUUCGCCGGCUUCAAGGUCGGCGGCCACCGUGGCGCCCCGCACAGUUUCCCAGAGAACAGCAUGCGCGGCUUCAUCCAGGCAAAGCAGGACGGCGCCGACCUCAUCGAGUUCGACGUGGCGUUGACCAAAGACGGCAAGGCGGUUCUGAUGCACGACGACGACUUGGAUCGGACGACUGAUUUGAGGGGUCCCAUUCGCGCCCAAACACGUCUGCAACUCGACUCGGCCAACAUCUGUGCCAAUUUUCAGAGGAGUGUCUCGUGAGCUUUCCUUAUCGCUUUUUUUUUCUGAGUCCUCUCUGGAUCUAGACUUUCAGAAGCUUCUAAAAAAUGCCUUUAAGAAAAAUAGGUCUGAAAAAAAUACGCUUAAAAGCGAGAGAUCGCAGAGAUGCAGAUCACUUUUUUUCUGGCCUCUCUGCUUUUCUCAUGAUCUCUAACUCCUCAAAAAUAGAUCAUUAAUCUUACCCUGUAUACACUGUUAGUACAUACUACAAAUGAUUGCUCAGCGAGAGAGUAAGGAGCCCUUAGAGACGCAGAUCAUUUUGAUCUCUGGUCUCUCUGCGGUUCUCGUGAUCAUUCGCUUUCAAGGUUGAUCCUGGUCCUUUCUAAGCUUGCUUCUGUCAACAAAGUCUCAGAAGGAAAAAAAGGAUUCUGUUCAAGCGAGAGAGCAUGAAGGCCUUGGAGACGCAGAUAUAUUUUUCUCUAACCUCUCGACUUUUCACACGAUCUCUCGCUUUUGAUAUGGGACCUGAUCCUUUCUGAGCUUUCCGACGUCAAAAGAGUCUCAGAAGGAAAAAAAAAGCAUUUUGUUUAAGCGAUAGAUCAUGGGAGCCUCAGAGACGCAGAUCUCUUUUUCUCUGGCCUCUCUGCUUUUCUCAUGAUCUCUAACUCAUCAAAAAUGGAUCAUUAAUCUUACCGUUUUCAUCACUGUUAGGAAAAGUACUAUAAAUAAUUGCUCAGCGAGAGAGUAUAGGAACCUUAGAGACGCAUAGAUUUUGAUCUCUGGUCUCUCUGCGGAUGUCAUGAUCUCUCGCUUUUUAGGUUUAUCCUGGUUCUUUUUAAGCUUACAUUAGUCAAAAGAUGAAGUCUCAAACGGAGAAGAAAGAUUUUAAAGUGAGAGAAUAUGGAAGCCGCAGAGAUGCAGAACUCCUGUUCUCUAAUCUCUCUACUUUUACACGAUCUCUCGCUUUUGGAGUCGAUCCUGAUCCUUUCUGAGAUUUUCGACGUCAAAACAGUUUCAGAAGAAAAAAAAAACCAUGUCGGUAAAGCGAGAGAGUAAGGAGCCCUUAGAGACGUCUCUCUACAGUUCUCAUGAUCUCUCGCUUUCAAGGUUGAUCCUGGUCCUUUCGAACAUCAAAAGUCAAAGAGACAAAAAAAACGAGUCUUAAACAAAAAGGGAAAUUUUUAAGCGAGAGUGCAUGGAGGCCUCAGAGACGCAGAUCUCUUUUUCUCUGGCCUCUCUGAGGUUCUCAUGAUCUCUCGCUUCCCAGAAUCAAUCAAAACCCCGUCAUUUUUCAGAAGAAUCGAGCUUGAAGAAGUCAAAAAAGAGCGGGUACCAGAUAUGGAAGAUGUCAUCAAAUGGUCCGUUGAGAACAACAUGAGGAUGCUCUUCGACGUCAAGGAUUCUGAUACCGAGGUGGAAAUUCUCAACUUGAUCAACUCCAACCUCAACUCCAGCUCGUCGACCAAAUCGGGACCCUCUUCGAGAAGUACAACCUCUACGACAAAGCCAUCGUGUGCAGUUUCCUACCCUGGGUCGUUUAUCGGAUCAAGCGCGGAAAUCAGAAGAUUCUGACAGGUCUUCUGACAUUUUCAAAAAUCAUAGCGUAGUAAAUCUUGGAAGGGGAUCAAAAAAAGAGCUGGAGAGAAGGAGAGAGAGUGCUGUGGAUUGUAGAGACGUCAGACGAGUAGAGCAUUUUUCUCUCUCUGGCUUCUCUUCAAUCCGCCACUAUCUCUACUAAAGGAUGACUAGUACAUAAGAUGAGAGCUGAAGCGAGGGAACAGUUUGGACGAAGAGACGUCAGACAUGUAAAGUAUCUAUCUUUCUCUGGCCUCUCUUCAUUCCAACGUUAUCUCACGCAUUUUUUCUGGUCAUCGCUGUACCGAUAUUGUAGUAGGAAGAAACUUUCGGUAAAAGCUAGAGCGAGAGAACAGUUUGGACGAAGAGACGCCAGACAAGCAGAGAAUCUUUCUUUCUCUGACGUCUCUUCAUUCCAGCACUGUCUCUACCAAAAGAGAAAAGAAAAACAAAGCGAGAGAAUGGUGUAGACUGAAGACACGCCAGACAAAGGAAGGAUCUCUUUUACUCUGGCCUCUCCACAAACCCUAUUAUCUCUGGCAUUUUUUCUGGUCUUCACUGUACCAAUAGAAGUAAAAAGCAAUUUUCAAAGAGAGCUAUAACAAGGGAACACUUUAAACGAAGAGACGUCAGACAAGCAGAUAAUCUUUCUUUCUGUGGCCUCUCGUUGAUCCGCCACUAUCUCUUGCGAUUUCUAUGGGCUUUUUAUAGAUUAAGAUCUCCCAGAAAAUCAGGAAGGAAAGAAGGUUCAAUAAAAGCUAGAGCGAGAAAACAGUUCGGACGAAGAGACGCCAGACAAGCAGGGUAUCUCUCUUUCUCUGGCCUCUCUUCAUUCCAACGUUACCUCUCGCAUAUCGCUGUACCGAUAUUGUAGUGGGAAGAAACUUUCAGUAAAAGCUAGAACGAGGGAACAGUUUGGGCGAAGAGACGCCAGACAAGCAGAGUAUCUCUCUUUCUCUGACGUCUCUUCAUUCCAGCACUGUCUCUCGCUUUUUUUUUUCUGUGCUCUACGUGUCAAAACGUUCUUUCACAUACAGGAUAACGAUGCUAACUUCAAAAUUUCCCCAAAUAAAAUAUAUUUUUAAUUCCAGGCCUUACUUGGAGGUUGAAGUUCUGGUCAUACUGCGAUAUCGAAAACUCCAAGCCACGGUACACGGGAAUCAAACAGAUGGUUUUCGAAUGGAUCGACGUUUUGCACGUCUUUCUGACCCAAACGACAACUCCGUGGUACCUUGGCGCCGAUUUGCUUCUCACUAAUAAUUUGGACAUUUCACAGUGAGUUUAAAAAAAAAUUAUUUGUAAAGAAAUAACAGUUGAAACUUUUUUUGAUAAGCUUAAGCUUGAAAUUUUUGCUUGAACAUCAAAAAAUUGGAAAAUGCCCCAAAACGGCCACAAGCUCUCAAGAUUAUGAAAAAGGCGGCUGUUAAUGUGUAGUUUUUGCGCUCUACGGACAAUUUUUCGCAUUUCAAAGCCUCUAGAGAAGUCGUAUAGCGCUAUGAUACUGGAGAAAACGAAAAAAAAAAGAAAUGUGAAAAUGGCUUAAAAUUAACCACUUUUCGCGCACUGCGGACAAUUUAUCGAAUUUCAAAGCCUUUAAAAAAGUCGUACAGCGCUCUGGAAAAAUAAUUGCGAAAAUGGCUUAAAAUUAGCUGUUUUUGCGCUCUAUGGACAAUUUUUCACAUUUCAAAGCCUCUAAAAAAUCGUAUAGAGCUCUGAUGCUGGGGGAAAACAGAAGGAAAGGAUGUGAAAAUGGCUUAAAAUUAAGCACUUUUUGCGCUCUACGGAUAACUUUUCGCGGCUUAACUUUUUCAAUAUUUUCAAAGUCAUUAGGAACUUCUUUAACGUCCUUAAUGGGAAAUUUGUCAGAAAAGUAAUUUUUCAGAGCGUUAAUGUCGCGGAAAAAUCAAUGAAUGAUGUUAUACGGCUCGAAAUUAGGCAUUUUUGCGCUCUACGGACAAAUUUUCGUAUUUUGAAGUCUCCUAUAAAGUUCUAUUGUGUUUUAUUGAAAAUCGUCAAAAAUAUAAUUUCGAAGUAACUGAGAAAAAAAAGGCGAAAAUGGCUUAAAAUUAGCCGUUUUUGCGCUCUACGGACAAUUUUUCGCGACUCAACUUAUUUUAAGUUGUUUCUGAAGUCAUUGAGAGCUGCCUUCUAGAAAUUUAGAGAAAAAAGGAAUUUUCCAGAGCCCUAGUACUUGAUCAACGCCGGCGCGGAAUGCACGUGGCGGUCUGGACGGUGAACGACAUGGCCGAAAUGCAUUGGAUGCUGGAAACUUUGAAAAUCCCUGUCCUGACCGACUACCCCGAGUUUACCAAGAAGGUAGGACUCCUCAAUUUUCCCAAAAAAAAAAAAUGAACUUUCCAGGUCAAACACUUGGAAACGAUCAAAAAGCACGACUACCUCCCAAUGUGA
This is a messenger RNA of Caenorhabditis auriculariae, 5619 nucleotides long. NCBI's taxonomy places the organism in Eukaryota, Metazoa, Nematoda, Chromadorea, Rhabditida, Rhabditidae. The record is from the annotation of a GenBank genome assembly.